AUGCAUCCUGCGGCCGCCUCUGCAACCCGCCGUCGGGAACAAGCGCAGAACCCCAGAACACGCAGCGACCCAAGGUUCGGGGCUCUAGAAACCCCAAACCAUUCGCCCGCGCAGUGCAACGCCCUGACGGCAUCUACAGAUUGUUCUGCCCUUGCUUCUAACAAGAGGGACGAUAACCCCAGUAGCGUUACACUGAUUGAUGAUUGGAUAAAUUCCCGGGAUACCAACUCAACUCAGCAGAUAGCCUUCAUGAUGUACACAAGUCGCUUUCUGAGCUCCGGCGCAUCUUGCCUCUGA
This is a messenger RNA of Fusarium verticillioides 7600, 297 nucleotides long. RefSeq lists its product as hypothetical. Bases 1 to 297 code for a protein of 98 amino acids. NCBI's taxonomy places the organism in Eukaryota, Fungi, Ascomycota, Sordariomycetes, Hypocreales, Nectriaceae. The record is from RefSeq and is a predicted model, not a curated record. The transcript is spliced from 2 exons.